AUACUACUGCACUCUGGUCACACUCAGGCCAAGUGAAAACACAUUUUACCAAAAACAUUGUUGUGAUUGCACAUUUUUCGUGAUUUGCCUAAGAAUUAUAGCCUGAUAUACAACAUGAUUAUUCCAAUCCGUUGUUUCACCUGCGGCAAGGUCAUUGGCAACAAGUGGGAGUCGUAUUUGGGUCUCCUGCAAGCGGAAUACACCGAAGGAGAUGCCCUAGAUGCUUUGGGUCUAAAAAGGUACUGCUGCCGUCGCAUGCUCCUGGGCCACGUGGAUCUCAUCGAGAAACUGCUCAACUAUGCUCCUCUGGAGAAGUGAACGGCGCAAUGGAAACCAUCCAGACUGGACUUGGGAAUAGAAACUCUAGAUUUUAUUGUAAAAUUACAAAUUAAAGCUUGAUCGAUAGCCCUA
Molecule: messenger RNA, 411 nt
Organism: Drosophila simulans
Lineage: Eukaryota; Metazoa; Arthropoda; Insecta; Diptera; Drosophilidae
Gene: Rpb10
Product: DNA-directed RNA polymerases I, II, and III subunit RPABC5
Exons: 2
Coding region: 115-318 (67 amino acids)
Biological process (GO): transcription by RNA polymerase I; transcription by RNA polymerase II; tRNA transcription by RNA polymerase III
Cellular component (GO): RNA polymerase I complex; RNA polymerase II, core complex; RNA polymerase III complex
Molecular function (GO): zinc ion binding; DNA binding; DNA-directed RNA polymerase activity
Source: RefSeq, a predicted model, not a curated record